GAGUACCGGGCAGACAAUUGGUGCUGGGACAGACAGAACAAAUCCUCUGAUGUACAUUUGUCCACCAAUCAGCUGGCUGCAUAUUUCCAUAUAGGUAAUGCUUAACUGAUGUGUACUGUGGUUGUUUUAAACCAGAAGCAUAUAAUUACCAGAAAGCAAACAAUUAAAGUGCACUGUAAUCAAAGCAGUUGGACUUGAAAAUGAAGUUUGAGAAAAAUGUCAUUUGCUUCUUACAAACUAGGAAGUAAACAUAGCUUUCAUAUCACAUAGUUCAAAGAAAUUAAGCCUCAUUUUUCUGCUGAUAUUGUGCAUCAUUUUGCACAAUAUGAAUAAGUAAAAAAAUGGAAAAAUUACUUGCAAUAAAUGCAUCCAGUUUAAGGUAUACCUGUAAACAUCAAACCACUUAGCUGUUGAAACCUUUUAGUUUCGUCAUGUUUUUAACCCGUAACGUUUUACAACUCUCAACACUCAACUUUUUCUACAGGCCUACUGAUUGCUUAACCAUUAAAUAGGUCAUUAUAUGACCUGUUUAAGUUGUACACAUGAGAACAGUUGGUCAUCCCAGAAAUCAAGUUACAUAUAUCAAUCGAUCUGUUUCUUGUGACUCUACUGCAUGUUUACCAGGAGUCUCCGAUAGCAUCUUAACAGUUCAAGUGGAAAUGAUGUGAUCUGAUCGCUUUCCUUUUGCCACAAAGAAAGUUGCAGCUGCACUGAUGGUCACACAGAUGGUUGCACUGACGGAGAGAGACAUAUACCAUGUCGCAAAGACGUAUUGCUGGUGGCUUGACUUCAGCCAGAUCCACUGACACAUUCCUCACUCAGGGAUCAAGUAGACCCUCAUUCUUCAUCGGAAUAGCCAAAGGUCAGCAUUGGCGGGCGUGUCACCUCAUGCAGGUUUCUUGCACCCGUCUCAGUUUGGCAAGAAUCUCAAGAGUAUGAGUCUACUGAAGCUUGCUGGUGCUAACGCUCAGCUGAUCUCCAGACUCCUUUCAAAAGGACCACAGUCACACAAGCCAAAAAUCUGAUGAGAUGUCAUCUCCUUCACUGAAGUGCAGUGCAUGCAGAGGCACUGUAUUUACUCCAUCGAAAGCCACCGUUUCACCGAAGAAGCCUGGCCUACAUGUACAUGUACAUCCGCACGAAGAUUCUGUCCUCGUUAUAACCAGCAUUAUGUGUGACCGGUGCUGCUUAACCUCUCCUCGUGGUGAUGGGCUCUGUCUUGACAUGAGCUGUUUCCCUGAAUGUAGUCAUGAAACACCAUUCUGUUGUGGCACAGUAUGGUGUGUGAUGCCGAGGAGGAUAGUAUGGGCACGGCGGGGGUGCGGGGAACUCAAGGGUUCCAUGAAGGAGAGUUUUACUGGGAGAUAAUCUUCACAGAGCCGGCGUUUGGCACAGCAGUCAUGGUCGGUGUGGGGACUCGCAAAGCACUACUGCAUACCACCAACUACCAGUAUAUUAACAUGCUAGGCAUGGAUGACCAGAGCUGGGGACUGUCUUACAAAGGCACCCUGUGGCACAACGGCACCAGCCAACAGUAUUGCCAGCCUUUCUACGAGAACAACACAAGAAUAGGAAUACUGCUUAACCUGUACGUCGGCACACUGACCUUCUUCAAGGACGGAGUCAACCUGGGCGUGGCUUUCAAAGAUCUACACCAUGUCGGGGAGGACCUGUACCCACUGGCCUGCUCCACAGCAGCUGAGACAGAGCUGGAGCUCGGGGUACGCAGCUCUAGGAAGCUCCGCCUACAGGACAAAUGCUACUCCACCAUCCUCCGACACAUUGGCCACAACGACAACAACAUCGAUAUACUUCCACUCCCGCACACCAUGAAGCAUGUACUGAAAGUAGACCGGCAUAACGCCCGUCUCUAAAAUCGGUCGCUGCUACGUUUUGAAAUACGUGCGGGAACCAAGCAGGUGUAAAUAAAAAUUUUAAAGAUAUAGAAAAACUACAUUGAAUGUUCUUUUUAAAAGUAUUUGCAAGAAAACUGUCCAGUUUUAAAAAGGUGUGAAAGAGAAAAUGCAUUCUGACAAGUCGGAUCAUAACUCCUCGUAUUCUGAAUACCAUCCUGAUAUUCCUUUCAAAAGGGCAGUCAAGCAAAUGUUGACCAUUUUUAUUUACUUGCAGACACUACUUACAUUUUCCAUUGUGAGUGAUACGAUGCAGUGGGGUAGCCUGUAUUCAAGUAUUGUUUUAAACUCUUGAGAACAGUGCAAAGUUGUUAUAGAUUGAUCAUGCUUGCAUAUGGCAGCAAUUUGCACUCGGUCAGGUUUGUAAAAAAAUAAGUGAUACGGGGAAUGAACCGACAUUGUAGCUAAUUGUGCCAAGAGGUUUGCAAUGAGAGGUGUGCUUGUAGAUGUUUACUUAUUUCCUCAUAACAUACCAGACUUUGUUGUGGAUUUCAGCCGGACGUCAACUUAAUUGUGGGAAAGGUUCGAUCAUGACUGGUGUCCAUUGCUGUAUAACCACUUACCAGUUAUGCAAUUCACAAUGAUGUAUUUCAUUUGUAAUCAGAGAACAGUUUGAACAGAUCACUACUUUAAUUGCCAGCUCAGUCCAUCAAGGGUCAUCACCUCUUAUCUUAAUCAGGAGUAAAUUCCAGUUGUAUCCAUAAUGUAACAUAAUAGUGGAAUACCUCAAAUACUAAAAAGAUUUGUUAGUCUGAGGACAGUAUUUUGUUUCAUCAGAGAAUUUUAAAUACAUGUACAUCAAUGUUUGGCCCUUGAUGCCAAACAAGACCAUAAAACAUGGCCUCUCUUGUACCGAGUUGGCGAACUGGCUCUUUAAUCUUGUCAUUAAUCAUUAAAAAAUAUUGUUAUUAGAUUUGUGAUUUACUCAUACGUGUACACCCAAAAGGGCUCAGGGAUUUACCUUGAGGUGACUAAUUCUUGAAAACUUUGGUCCACUGCAGAGGUAGUGUUCCAAUAUAUGCUGUUCAAAGCAUACAGCUUGUAUAGUGACUCAGUUUCAUGGCAGAUGUUUGCUGGUUUCUUAAUUGUCCCAGUGUAUUCAGGCUUUUUAAAGUUUAUGUGAAUGAUGUAUGGGCCUCGAGCUGGACCAAGAGAGGGCAUUAUUUUCUUAGCAAUGGAGGCUCUUUCGGUCAAAACUGACCUUCUCUGGUCAACAAACAAUUAGGAAAUGCACAGGUCACAGUCGCAUAGCUACCAACAACUGAACACUCCCGACUAACGGCACUCUUUUCAACCAAUGAGAAGAUGCUUCUCGGAGAGCUGAUCAAUGCAGUAAAACAGCUGUGGUGCCCUCUCAAGGAAAGGAUAACUUAGAAUUAUUAAUGUUAAGAGUAACCAUGUCUUUCACCCAAGUGGACAGUUUACUCAGUAGAAGUUGUUUAUUAAUUUGUAAGUUCUCUUGUUGAGGUGACAUUAUUGCUAAGUCAUUCCCAAGACUGAAAUUUGUGUCAAAGUGUGAUGUACAUGUAUAUGCAUCUUAAUAUAUUUUCAGAUGUUGGGUUUAAGAGUUACUUCCCAGAUCGCAAUAAAAUUAUGUGAAAAAACAAACGUAA
Acanthaster planci (crown-of-thorns starfish) is the source of this 3526-nucleotide messenger RNA. Its product is annotated as SPRY domain-containing SOCS box protein 3-like. Gene Ontology annotation, biological process: proteasome-mediated ubiquitin-dependent protein catabolic process. The record is from RefSeq and is a predicted model, not a curated record. Gene Ontology annotation, cellular component: SCF ubiquitin ligase complex. Gene Ontology annotation, molecular function: protein binding. Lineage: Eukaryota; Metazoa; Echinodermata; Asteroidea; Valvatida; Acanthasteridae.